AUGGUCAAUGAGGGUAAUACUGUUGAUGUGGUGUACUUGGACUUUGAGAAGGAGGUUGAUACAGUGCCGUACAAACGGACUUGCGAGAAAUGUUACAGUUCAUCAAAUAAAAUACUGGAAAAAAUUGCAUGGCCGAGCCCGAUCCCAAGUCCUGUUCUUGGGAAAAAACCAAAUGCCACUCAAUCACUGCUUGCCUGGUGCAAAGAAGUGACAAAAAACUACAGAGGAGUGAAGAUCACGAAUUUCACGACAUCGUGGAGAAAUGGACUGGCUUUCUGUGCAAUUCUAAAUCAUUUCCGGUCAGACUUGAUUGACUACAAAUCUCUGAAUCCUCAGGAUAUUAAAGAAAACAACAAAAAGGCUUAUGAUGGCUUUGCGAGCUUGGGAAUAUCACGAUUAUUGGAACCAGCAGAUAUGGUUUUAUUGGCUAUUCCAGAUAAACUGUCCGUUAUGACCUACCUUUAUCAGAUAAGGGCACAUUUCAGCGGCGAAGAAUUGAAUGUGGUCCAGAUCGAAGAAAACAGCAGUAAAAGCAAGUACAAAGUUGGUAACUUUGAAACUGACACAAACAGCUCCAUUGAUCAGGAGCAAUUUUAUGCAGAGAUAAAUGAUGUUAAACAUGAGGCAACAGCACAACAACCGAGCAGUGUAUUACUUGAUGCUUCAUCUCAGGAAUAUUGUACAUUCCUCAGUGACGAUGUUGGUGAGUCAAAAAGUGAGCGACAGACUCCUGAUGACCUUCCGAAUAUAAGUGCAACAAUACCUUUCUCACAAAGGACUAAAAAUGAUUCAGACAUUGAACAGAAUACUGCUCAGAGUUCUUUACUAGAGGAUACCAAUGAAAGUGAAAGCACAGAGUCUACACCACUACAAGGACAAAUACCACCAUUAAACAAAAGAAAACUGCUGAAAGUAGACAUUUUAGACUUAACUGACUCGUCAGACGUUAGUGAUAAAAAGGAACGUAAAUCACCAACACUUGAACAGGAAGAUUAUUCAGGUAAUACUAGCAGCAGCUCUGGACAUGAGCAUGAGAAAUUUCAGUAUUCACACUCUGAGAGCAGCAGAUCAGAGCCGAGUUCUUCUGUUCGAAAAUCCAUUACAUCUCCAGCCCAUAAAUUAGGGUUCACUUACAAUCGAGAUGCAGAUCUGAUCAAGAAGAAACAUGCAACAUUGCGAUGCUCUGAAGUGGAUUCAUCAGAAAGUGUCAGUCCACGUUUGAACCAUUCGGGUCAACAGAGCAAAAGCAUUGAACUUAACUCUUCCCAACAAGAGAAAGAAAUCACUGAAGAAAAGAGAAUGGCAACAAGACAGGAAGAAUUGAAAGAGCGAGCAAGACUCCUUCUGGAACAGGCGAGGAGGGAUGCAGCUUUAAAAGCAGCAAGUAAACAGUCAGCCAUCCAAUCAAUAACACCAACUCGCAACAAACAGCUGAAUGAGCAACAAGAUGAAGAGCGACGUCGCCAGUUGAGAGAGAGAGCUCGUCAGCUAAUUGCAGAAGCUCGAUCUGGCGUUAAGAUGUCUGAUCCUCCCAGCUACAAUGAACUGACUACUGAAAAGUUGAGAGAAAGAUCAAAGGCAGCUGGAGGAACUCAAAACAACAAGUCUGUUGACAUGAAGCUCAAGAAACUCAUUGAGGCUCAACCACAGGUGGCAAAUUCACUAUCUACUGCUGCCCAAAAAGCCUCAGUGGACAGUGCAGAACAAGAAGAACUCAAGAAUGAAAUGGAGGAUCAUCGUGCUGAGCGUUUGCGUAAAGCCACCGAACGUUUGCGAAGUCCUGUGGUAUUCAAUAAAGAUUCAGCUGUGAGACGAACCCAUCUUCAGUCAUUUAGUCAGUAUGUGGAAAGCAGACCAGAGGUUAAAAGGCAGAGAUCAAUACAAGAAGAUGCAAAGAAAAGAAAUGAGGAAAGACCGGAAACAUGUGAUACAACUCCAAGAAAGCCAUCAGAAGAUGAAGUACUUAGUAAAGGGUUCAAAGACACGAGUCAGUAUGUUGUUGGAGAAUUGGCAGCAUUGGAGAAUGAGCAGAAGCAAAUUGACACACGGGCCGCAGUGGUGGAGAAGCGUCUUCGCUAUCUCAUGGACACAGGAAACAAUAAAGAGAAGGAAGAAGCUAUGAUGCAGGAGUGGUUUGUGUUGGUUAAUAAGAAGAAUGCCCUCAUACGGCGACAGAAUCAACUUUCACUUCUGGAAAAAGAACACGAUCUUGAGAGACGUUUUGAGCUGCUAAAUCGAGAAUUACGAGCUAUGCUUGCAAUAGAAGACUGGCAGAAAACAGAAGCUCAGAAAAGACGUGAGCAGCUCUUACUAGAUGAACUAGUUAUUCUGGUUAACAAACGGGACGCACUUGUCCGAGAUUUAGAUGCACAGGAAAAACAGGCGGAAGAAGAAGAUGAACAUUUGGAACGAACGCUCGAACAAAACAAAGGGAAAAUUGUAAAGAAAGAAGAUAAGUGUCUCCUUCAGUGAGAGAGAUGCACAGAAGAUCUCCCAUCAUUUACAACACACUUUCACUCUCAUUUUAAUAAACUAUGUGAUGGAUUUGAAUGAUAUCAUGUUCUAUGUAGAUCGUAAACUGUUGUAAUUUUUUUCUGUUCAGAGCAUUUAAUCGUCCCAAGGCCGCAGGUCCGUGUAUAUGGCUGCAUCUGUCGUUUUUAUGAAAUUGUAUUUUGUAAAAAAAAAAGCCGCGUGUAAUUGUUUUAUUUGUAACGGUGACAUUUAAUGUUUUAUCAGUUACAUUUGGGAAGAAUUCUCUCUUCAUUAACGAGGAUAGGAAAAACACCAAAUAGUUGCGAAAUGUAGCAGGACAGUUCCUAAUUGUUUCUUAUUAACACUGACACGGCUUUCUGUGUAUUGCACUGAUCUGCCUCAAAUGGAUGUUGGAUCAGAUUUGAUACUGUGACCGGGGAGGCUGUUGGUGGUGCUUUACAGAAACUACGGAGCUCCAGCCUCCGGGUGCACUUUUGAAUAAAUUAAUCGCCAUCAGUUGUCAAAAAGUGAAACAUCUUCAAGAAACAAUCUCUAAACUUCGGAAUGUUUGAGCUUGCUAGUCGCUGCAUUUUCAAUAUCUAGGUUCAUUUCCAUUGAAUAUUGGAACGUUUCAUUGGAGCUGUAAAGUCCGUUUUUUAUAUAAAUAGUUGGCUUUUACAGAGCGGCCAUGUUGUAAAUGAUAUUAUCUGAAGUUAGUUUUAGUUUAAACUCAGAAAAGGGCUGAUGACCUUGCACCAGGUUGGUGCGGUCGGUUCGUUCUCUGUGUUUUCUACAUUGUCUAUUUAUUACCCUGAACAGCGCGAGCUGCUUGUUUAUGCUCCAGGUAUUUUGCUGAAACGUUUUUGUUUGGCUCGAAAAUGCUUGUUGUUUGUCUUCCGAAAGCAAAAGCAGUUCUCUGGAAGAUCGGAAUCAUUUUCAAUACAUUUCUCUGCACCAACCUGCCGUCAAUAAAACUGCUGCUUGAGGGAAGAAAUAUUUCUGUUUAUUUAUUCCAGGACCAUCUCUGAAUCUUGAAUAAAAAGUGAACUUUGAA
This is a messenger RNA of Rhincodon typus (whale shark), 3526 nucleotides long. It is a transcript of the gene ehbp1, whose product is annotated as EH domain binding protein 1. Bases 1 to 2472 code for a protein of 823 amino acids. The transcript is spliced from 16 exons. The record is from RefSeq and is a predicted model, not a curated record. Gene Ontology annotation, molecular function: protein binding. NCBI's taxonomy places the organism in Eukaryota, Metazoa, Chordata, Chondrichthyes, Orectolobiformes, Rhincodontidae.